ACAACGGUGGCGUUAACAUUAAUUGUGGCGAAAAAAAAAAACCCCACAGUAAGCUAUAGGCGGGGAAAUAAAAAAGACAAUUCGUCGUCGUCUCGCGCGAGAUUCUCAUACACCGAAAACCACCCCACAACACUACGCCACCGAUGACGCCCGCAACCAGCAGCAGCCCCAGCAGCAGCAGCAGCAGCACCAACAACGGUGGUGGUUGUCGUCGUCGUGGUACUACUCCAUCCCCCCAUCAUUAUUGUUGGCAACAGUUCCCUUCGCCAACGGCGGCCCACAGUCGGUGUUGAACCGUUGAGGUUGCAGCAGCGUGUAUUUGCUCCUGGCCGAUACGAAAGGAGAGACUAUCGCAAUCUCUCGAGCGCGCGUGGUGGAAAUCGAACACACUGAAGAAAAAAAAGGAAAAGAAAAUACGCGAUCUCUGUACUCAACCAAAUUUUGCCUUUCGGUACGUCGCGCGUGUGCGUGCCGCGGUGUUUACUCUGUGCGAAAACCCCGCACGGUGGUAGUGUGUCUCCCCCGAUCGUCGUCGCCUGCUGUGUAUAACUACUGGCGAAGAGCUGCCCCUCGGAAGUGCAAAGAUGUAACGGAGCAAGCCUCUUUAUAGCAGUGCUCCCGUCCUCGUCGAUGUCGCUGGUGGCCCACGGUGGAAUGUGAAGAAAAUUGUUUCUCCGUUCGUUUCUGUUUUUCGUUGUGUUGAAAUUGUACCUUUCUCUAUGUGCAUACGCGUGUGUGUGCCUGUAUGUGCGUCCUCGUUCGCACGGCCGCACGGUGCUGAGUCGUGAAAGUCGUGUUCUAUUUAUUCUUUUAUUCACCCCCAAAAGAGCCCGUGUUGUGUGUGCGCUUCCCACCGUGCAGCACAGCACAGCAGGCCUACACUGCGUUUUCCUUCGGGGCCGUUUUACGUGCGUGCAAUAGAGCAGCGGAUGAUCACUCGCCCCAUUUGUGUGUGUGUGUGUGUGUUUUUUUAAUGUGCUGUGGAAUUAGAUGGCCGGGGGUAAAAAGAGAAAGUGCAUAGCAAUAGAGGCCGCAUAAGAGAAGAAAAAAAGGAAAUUUGCACCAACCAGCUGCGAUUGUGAUUGUAUUCAGUGCAAUUGUGCACUUUUGUGUGAAGCAGCAGUUUAUGUGCGUUUUGUUUUUAAAGUGUAUACGUGUGUAGCCACAUGUUGUUUACCGUUUACCACUCGGCACAAACCGUUCGCCGCGUUUGCGUUCGCACGUUUUUAUGCUACACAGCGUAAGAAAAGAUAAGCGAAGCUGCUGUGGUGUGUGAGUGUAUGUGUGUGCCGUUCAUACAGAAAUAAAAAAUAAAUUAUUCUAAAUAAGAAAGAAAAAAAGUGAAGGAAUAGAUAAAAGUUGUGUGUACGUGUGCUGCGCGAGCGUACUUGUGGUAGUAGUCGAUACGCAUAUUUAUAUAUAUCGCCGUCGAAAACAACCCGCCCCGACCGCACUCCUUCAAUUAUAACCUGUUCGUGCGUGAGAAAAUGGUCUUAACAACAAUACAAGCAUGACGCACCAGAAUCACCAAACUAACGGCGCCAGUUUGGAAGAUUGCCACACAAACUUCUUCGCUCUGGCCGACCUGUGCGGAAUAAGAUGGCGUCAACUGGUACUCGGUGAGCGGCCGAACGCGUCCGGCGAUCCCCUGGACGAUCCGGUGGUGCGUUCGUACGCCAAAUGUCUCGCCGUCGAUAUACUGUGCGUGUGGCGGCGGGUGGUCGCCCCCAAGCCCAAACCGAAGCCGGAGCCGGACCCGAGCAGCAUGUUCGACAUGAGCAUACCGGGCACCGGUAGCGGCGGCUCCGUCGUCCACCCGCCCCUCUCGCUGACCGCCGCCAAAGAGCUCUGGAUCUUCUGGUACGGCGAGGAACCGGACCUCACCGAUCUCGUCGCGCCCGAGCUGCUCAACUCGUCCGAAGCCGGCGAUAAAGGAUCCUGGGAGAAUGGCCUUUCGUACGAGUGCCGCUCGUUGCUGUUCAAGGCGUUGCAUAAUGUGAUCGAACGAUGCCUGCUGUCCCGGGAUGUGGUCCGAAUUGGCAGGUGGUUCGUGCAGCCGAGCUCGAACGGCGACAGACUGUUCGGCAAAAGCUCACAUCACGCAUCGUUCUCGUUUGCGUUCUUCGUGCACGGUGAUAGUACCGUGUGUGUGGCGAUGGACAUCCGGGAGCAUCCCCCGGUGAGGCCACUGACGAUGAAGCACCUCGAGGAGGCUCUGGCGCAACAGGGCACUCCGUCCUCGGCAGCCGGUUCUUCCAGUCCCGCGGGAGCUUCGAACGCUGGCGCUCCCGGAUCUCCCGGCAGCGGCCAUGGUCCCUGUUCGGGGCCAUCCGCCGCUACCUCCACGCCGGCUCCUCCGACCGCUUCCCCGCCCCGGGAGGUUCUGCUGGCGCCGUUCGGACUGGCCGGUACGCUGACCGGCCAGAGCUACAAGGCGACCGAUCCGCAAACGCAGAAAAUCCUGGACGACUGGAGCGCGUUCUAUCCGAUCUCGAGCAAGAACGUGGGACUCAGCGACACCGCGGACAGUGUGCCGCCCAUCGUGGAGAUCAUGGUUGGGCGCGUGCGGAUGCGCUACCCAUCGAAGUACGUGCUCGUCACGGACCUGGAUGAUCGGGCUCCGGGUGACGGGACCAGCAAUCAAUCAACCUCCACCGCCACCGCCGCCGCCGCCGUCGUUUCCGCCCUCGAGGGUCUCUGCCUUCCGGCCGAGGGCGUGGUGAAAAGUGAACGACCUGGCCCCUCCAUCAACCUACCGCCGGCGGCCAGCAAUCAACCGGCAACGCCCGGUGGAACCGCCGCCGGUUCAGCACCCGGAAAGGCGGGAAUCUCGGGCACACCCAGUCCGCCAACCUCCGCUCCGCCUGCACCACCCGCCCAAGGGGCGUCCGUGCGCCAGCGGAACCACCACAAAUCCCUCAUGACCCCACCGCUCACCGUGCCGGAAUCGCCCCUCAACGAUCUCGGCAACCCGCUCAGCAUGUCGUCGGCGCUGAUCAACAAGUCGGCCGCCGUCAUCCUGCCCGAGCGCGUCUGGCAGGACUGCAUCAUGCAUGCCGCCCCGCCCACCCCACCCGCCACCAACUCCUCCACCAGCCAAGGGACAGCGGCGACGGCGGCGUCCGCGUCGUCGUCGGCGAAUGCUGGCGGUGUCACGAUCAAAACCGAACCAAAGGACACCGCCGGCAGUGGGGGCGGAGGGGACGAAAAUUCGUCCGCGGCCGCCAACGGAGCCGUUGACGCGAACGGUAACUCCUCGGUGUGGGAGAUAAGCGACCCGGCCGCCAAGGUGCCCUGUUCGUGCGUCAAAUCAAACCAAAACUGUUCCGCCAGCGGAAAUGGUGGAUCGCACGCCGGAAACGCCGUCGGUAACACCACGCCGUACGGUGGGCCGUCUUCCUACGGCCGGAACCCGAUGUCGAUAGGGGACUCGCACCCGCUGCCCUCGGAGGGUUCGCCGGCCAGUGCGGCCCCCUCGCCGAUGCAACCGUCCUCCGUAUCGCAACCGACGUCGGUUCCAUCCGGGGAUCAGCUUAUGACCAUGUCACCGCAUCCGCCUGCCUCGAAUAAUCCUCGCAGCGUCCAACCGGGGACGCCCUGUUUGGACCAUCUGGACAAAAACACACCCGCCCCGACGCCAACCGAUCAGCACGAUAGCAAAAGUAUCAACGCGUCCCCGUACCACACACCGUCCCAUCCGGGCGGCGGGAAUGGCCCGGGGGGCACCGGUGGGUCCGGGGAUGGCGGUUCAUCACAGCAACAGCAGCAGCAUCAACAACAACAACAAAACUCCCAGCAGCAGCAAAUGUCGGGCAACUCGAGCAGCAGCAGCAGCAACAGUUCGACGAGCAGCAACUCGGCGUUGGGCCAGCUGAAGGCAUCCCCCCGGAACACGCUGUCCGCGGGGAGUGCGGGCGGGCUGAAGGUGCGGUCCGAAUCGGCGCUGGGAGCGGGCAGUGGCGGUGGCGUCCCGAUGACGCCGAGCAUCAACAGCGUGUUCAGCUCCGCGCACCAGACGGCGAUGGCGAACAAUUUGGCCAGCAAGCGCGAAUCGAUCCUGCAGAUGCUGCAGUCGCUCAAGCGGCCGUCGCUGUACUGCAAGGACUACGAGACGCUGCAGGGCGAGGACAUUCCCAGCACCUCGCAGCUGCUGUACGACUACACCUCGCUUGACGCAUGGAUGAAUCACCCAGUGAAGCGGAUGCGACUGGCGGCGGAAGAAAACCGGCUGGUGAAACAAAUCCGGAAUCUCGACCUGUACGCCAACGAGAACGCACGCACGCUCGGAGGCCCGUUCGGGGGACCGGGCGGGAUCAACAGCACCACGAACGGCAUGCUGCUGAAGGGCAGCGGCCCGGGGAGCGAUUCCUCCGAUGCGCACAUGUCCUCGGAACACGGUGGAGGAAACGGUGGUGCCUGUGAUAAUGGUGCCUCCAGCAACGGUCUGCUUGGACACGGCCAGAUCAAGCUUGAGCUCGGUUGCGACGGUGGACAACAAGGCGCUGGUGGUGGUGGGGGUGGCGCUGGUGGUGAGGGGCCCAAUGGAACACCGGAUAGGAAUGGAACGACCGGUCCGGACGGGGCGCUGCUCGGCGAGCACGAGAUCAAGAAGGAGAAGGAAGACAAGGGCGGGUACAGUUUGCUGACGGAUCAGGACCUGCAGCCAUCGAUCGACGACCUGAACCAGAUCUUCGACGACGGUGGCCCGUUCAACGACGAUCCGGACAUGCACAAUACGCCGCCCGGCUCGAACAAGAGCAGCGGCGGCAGUGGAGGUUUCUCCGAGGACAGCAAACGGUACCCGAGCUCGAACCACCACUCGCUGAACAGUGGCAUGCUGAGCCCGAAGGAACUGUCGCAGAUGUUCCCCACACCGCCGAGCCUUGAUCCGCACCCGAGCUCGAGUCCCGGCGGCGGCGGAUGCCUCUCCGACGGUGGCAUCGCGAUCGACACGAUGGUCGACCUGCAGAUGUCGCUGUCGUCGUCCGGUGCGAGUGGCACGGGUGCGGCCCUUGUUCCGGUACUGCCCAACCUCGGUAGCCCUCAGGAGGAACCGAUCGACGAUUGGUCGUUCGUGUUUCUCCCGCCGACGCUCUGCACGCACGUCGGAUCGUCCAAGUACGCUCCGCUGCCUAACCUCCCGAGUCAGCUCGCACCGUCAUCAGCGCUCGGGCUGAAUCCGACCACCCUCGUGUACAAAUCGUCCCGCCAGAAGCAGAAGGAAAAGGCGGCCGAACGGGAAAAGCAGAAGCUUCGCGAGCAACAGGAACGCGAACAGCAACAACAACAACAGCAGCAGCAAGAUCAGUCGCAGCAAUCGGAUAAUGUAUUGCCGAAUGCCGGAACAGGAACAGGAGCAGGAGGAGGAGGUAGUGUGGCGGGCACGGGCGUGCCGGGAGGGUUGGGACUUGGGUUGCCCAUGCUCAAGCAGGAAACCCCGCUGACAGUUCCGCAACCGCUGAGCACUCCGAACUCGCUGCUCGGCGGGUUGAACAACCUCAACGGAUCCGUAAGCCACCCCUACUCAAACCCACCGUCUCAGGGCGCUCAGUCGCAGCCGCACUCGAGGCCACCGUCGGUGAACUCCCUGCCCGGUGGGAUCAUGGGAGCUGGCGCGGGAAUGCUGAGCCCUUCGCCGGCCGGCGCCUCUUCCGCCGGCGGGUUGUUCCAUCCCGGCCUGGGCGGAAUCCCGGUGCCGCUGCGCCAAGGUAUGUCCCCCAUAUCGCCGGCCACCCCGGGCGGUGGUGGCUCGAUGCGUGUGCCCACACCGCAAGGUUCGUGUCCACUGCCCUACCCUUCACCGCUCGGUGGUGCCGGCAGUCCCAACCCUAUGGGUGUUGGGUUCCGCCGGGCAACGCCACUGUUGCCACCGCCACCGUACGACGUCGCGAUCGCCAGCCCGGCCAACUCCGUCGCUACGCCUUCCUCCUACCACAGCAAGCAGUACCCACUGGACGGGGUAGACGGUCCGGUUGGACCCGGUUCGAACCGGGGACCGAUGACUCCCUCAUCGAGCCUAGGCGGCACGACCGUGCAUCCACCGCUCGGUUCUUCGUCCGCGGGAGGAGCGGGUAUCGCGAGCGGCACCAACGGGUCGGGGGUCUCCGGAUGUCGGCCCACCCUCACCAGCAUCGAAACGAACGCCCUGCUCGUGAACGUCCUGCUGUACGAUACGGCACUGAACAUCUUCCGUGAUCACAACUUCAAGAGCUGCACGCUGUGUGUGUGCAAUGCCGGGGCGAAGUGCGUCGGGAACAUACGGGGCGCCGACAGUGGCCUCUACCUCGCCCUGCCCGGUACGAACUGGAUGGACUCGGUGACGGCACCGGCCGAUGGGACGGCGGGUGGAACCGACACCGCUUCCACGGGUGUCGCGGGUGGCGCUUCCGGGGCACGGAAUAAAUCCGGCAUCCUCGCCCACCUGGGACUCGGUAGCGGUGGGAAUAGCAAUAGUAGCAACAGCAGCAGCAGCAGCAACAGUGCCUUCGGAGGCUCGCCGGCCGUACUCGGGAGCGAUCAGCAGCAGAAGCCGGUCACGAUCAACAUGGACAGUCUGCAGAACGGCUACCUGGACGAGGACCCGGUGGACUGCCAGUGCGGGUUCAGUGCGGUCGUCAACCGGCGGAUGGCACACCGGGCCGGGCUGUUCUACGAGGACGAGAUGGAGAUCACCGGCAUGGCGGAGGAUCCGGCCGUGCACAAGAAGAGCUCGCUGUUCGAGUUUCUGAACGGCACGGCGAAGGCGAUCAAGGCGGAGGAGGGUUCUUCCAGCGGUGGUGCUGGUGUGGGUGCUCCGGGUGGACGUAAUGGUUCCGGGACAAGCAGCAGCAGCAGCAACAGCGUAGCACUGGCCGCCACCAACACGACGGCCAACGGCAACAACUGUGAUAGUCUUCCGCUGACGCUCAAGGUGAUGGAUCUGCUGCGCGAGCAGUGUUCCGUGGUGCAGAGUUCGAGCAACUCGAUCCACCGGGCCGUCAGCCGGUACCGGGGGCCACUGUUUGGCCGGGGUGCGGAAAGCGCCAACGUGCAUCUACUCGAGUACGUCGAUGCGAACGAUGUGAUCAGCUUGGCGCUCGAGCAUGGGCGUCUGCAGGCUCUGAAGGAGAGUAAGAUGGAGCUGGAUCAGCCGGCCGGAGCAACAUCGUCCGCGCUGGUCCGUGGUGGGACGCUGCGCGGUGUCAUGAACGUACACAAGUGGCCGUUCCUACGUGCCGGUGGACCGAAGAGCAACCAGGACAUCAAGCGCAUCAUGAACUCGAUGCGGCCGCUGCUGCAGGACGCUUUCCACAAACGCUGCACGACAUCGCGGCUCUGGGACGCACCGUACACGAUACUGGGGCCGCUCACCUGGCGCCAGUUCCAUCGACUGGCCGGACGUGGCACGGGCCAGUGCGAACCUCUGCCGAUCCCGUCGCUCAUUGUCGGAUACGAGAAGGACUGGCUUUCGCUGGCACCGUACGCCCUGCACUACUGGGACAAGCUGCUCCUCGAGCCGUACUCGUAUCCGCGCGACGUCGCGUACGUUGCCAUCGUGCCGGACAACGACUUCGUGGUGGCGAAGGUGCGCACGUACUUCAAGGAGCUCAGCACGACCUACGAAAUGUGCAAACUCGGCCGACACACACCGAUCAAGGGCUGGGACGGUAUACUGCGCGUCGGCAGCCAGCGGGUGCUGAAGGAAACGCAAAACUCCAACCUCGACGAAUGGUUCACCAACAUGGGUGUCGACCAGCAGCAGCGGAACGGUGCAACCACCACCGGCAAUCCAUCGGCCUCUUCCGCCACCUCGAAACCAACGUCCGGCUUGAACGAGCUGCUCCGGUUGUACGCGCAGACAUGCCAGCAACAGCUGGCACCCUACCUCUCGAAGGUUCCCUCCGACAAGAGCCUCCUGGACCCUCCGGAAAGCCAUCACACCACGUCCUCGUCCUCCUCAUCGUCUUCGGCUGGUGCCGGAUCGUCGUCGAUGGGAGGGAACGGUAUGGGCCAGCCGGGAAGUGGCGGUAUGGGCCCAAACCGGGACGGUGUCGGUGGACCCGGGCAGAGUCCGAUGCCACCUCCGCCACCCAGCACACCGGAUCCAUCGCAGCCGGGCGAUAAGGCACCGAAUACACCGAAAUUCGAUCACGAUGCCGAAAACCGGGACCAACUGAAUACGUCCUCGGCGAAUCCCGCGGACGGGAUGCUGAUCGACGACGAUGGGAAAGAUCCGCCGCACAUCGUGCUGUACAUCGUGGAACCGUUCACCUGCGGGAACGAUUCACCGGACGUGGAACGGUUGGCGUGCCUUUCGUUGCUUCGAUGCUACUCGAACAUCCUGAACGCGGUACCGGAGUCGAUUCGUAGCAACAUCAGCGUGCAGAUCAUUUCGCUGGAGAGCAUCCUUGAGCUGGGACGGGCCAGAAACCGGUUACGGUUGAGCGACCACAUGCGCUGCCUGGCGUUGAGUGUGUUCUCCCAGAGCCGGAAGUAUCUGGCGCACAUGAACACGGUCAAGAGCCUGACGGGCUUCGGGACGGCGGCCAACGCGGAGCAGUUCAUGAAGAACAAGGACGACAAGAAUCGCGUCCCGUACCGGCUGUACACGCCCCCGUACGUGCUGGCCAAGUCGUGCGAGAAGAGCGAAAACACGGAAGCGUUCGGGAAGACCAGCCUGAAGCAGCAGUGUUCGAUCAUGUACUGUAGCUACUGCCUGAGCGAGGACCAGAGCUGGCUGCUGGCGGUGGCGACCGACGAUCGGGGCGAGUUUCUCGAGACGGUCACGAUCAACAUCGACAUCCCGAACCGGGGUCGGCGGAAGCGUGCGUCGGCCCGCCGCUACGGGCUGCAGAAGCUGAUGGACUUCAUCCUCGGGUUGAUCUCGCAGACGGUGCAGCCGUGGCGUUUGGUGGUCGGUCGCAUCGGUCGCAUCGGGCACGGUGAGCUGAAGGGUUGGAGCUGGCUGCUGAGCAAACCGAACCUCCAGCGGGCGUCCAAGAACCUGAAGGACAUCUGCGAGCAGUGCGCCCUGAUGCACCCGAUCUCGGUGCCGAGCAUACUGAGCGCGUGCCUGGUGACGCUCGAGCCGGACUCGGAUCUGCGCGUCAUGUCGGACCAGUUUACGCCGGACGAGCGGUUCAGUCAGCGGUCGAUGCAGUCGCCCCUUUCCACGCCGCAGGAUGCGACCUGCACGCACAUACUGGUCUUUCCGACCAGUGCGAAAGCUCAGUCGGCACAGGCGUCUUUCAGCGUGAUCGGUGAGCUGGACCUCGGUGAAGAUUUGAACAUGGUCAUCAUGGACGGAGACGAUGACGACGAUGGCAUCAACAUGCUGGAUGUGUUCCGGUGUUGGGACGACAUACCAAUGCAACAGAUCAAUAUGCCCCAUUCGCGGCCGGGAAGUCCCUCGCAGUUCGAAGGCAAUCAGCAGAGUCCCGGUGAAUCGAAGGGUGCCGGUGCCCGGGAUGGCUACGGGGCGCAUGAUUCCGAAGAGGUCGGUGUAGUGCUGCAGCAACCCCUAGCAAUAGGGUACCUGGUGUCGACCGCACCAACCGGUCGCAUGCCCGCCUGGUUCUGGUCGUCCUGCCCGCACAUGGAGAACGUCUGCCCAGUGUUUCUGCGCACCGCCCUUCACCUGCACACCCCAACCAUCCUGCAAAACACGGACGAUCCGCUGCAGCAAAACCAGUCGUCCACCGAGCACCCGCUCGACUCGAACAUCACGGCCGACGUGCUGCGGUACGUGCUUGAGGGCUACAAUCUGCUCUCCUGGCUCGCGAUGGACUCCAACACGCACGACCGCCUGUCCUGCCUGCCGAUCCACGUCCAGGUGCUGAUGCAACUCUACCACAUGACAGCCGCCUUGGCGUAAGCGGAACCGAAGGCACGUUAAACGAUGCCCACGCAACCGAUGUUAUUGCUCAACCGCGGCGGCAACAGCUCCCUAACCAGACAGCGACACCCAUCCAUCUCACCAGCUUCCCGAUCACACCCGCCUCCCCACCCUCAAAGCCCGAUCUUGACCCUGACGGUCUUUAUCUGUCUGUGAUAUUAGAUAAAAAUGCAAGCGGAAAUCCGGAGCGGUUUCCGGACAAGCGGAGGAGGGAAGAUACCAAUAGUCAGGAUAGCUGUUCACAUGCUGCCAAUGUUCUGGGCUGCUGCCUGGGAACGGGUGAGAAGGGCGAGGGAAAGACAAUGCAAUAUUUGGAGCAAUGCAAUAUCUCCGCACAUUAUACACCACACACACACAUACCCUCAUGGAAUCGUUUAAUAUUGUGCGUUAAAUUCCAUGUACUUUUUAACUUUUUAAAACGACAGGGAUUUUCCUGAUUGUGAUGUAACUGUGGCCAAUCCAACCGUACUGAAAAGAUGUAUUCCGUUAGCUUUUAUUGGGCCUUGCUUUAAAUUUUUGUUUAUCUCAACGUUUUUUUGAUCGUUUUUUAAAUUUGUUAUUUUCAACGACAAGCACGUAUCAAACAGAACGCUUUUAAAAUUAACAACAUAGUUUCGGACUUUUAAUUAGUAACCUCAAACAAUAAUGAACGAAAGCCAUCACCUUAUUGAGUGACGUGCUGGA
Anopheles coustani is the source of this 10558-nucleotide messenger RNA. It is a transcript of the gene skd, whose product is annotated as mediator of RNA polymerase II transcription subunit 13. The record is from RefSeq and is a predicted model, not a curated record. Gene Ontology annotation, molecular function: transcription coregulator activity. The transcript has 13 exons. Bases 1511 to 9853 code for a protein of 2780 amino acids. Gene Ontology annotation, biological process: regulation of transcription by RNA polymerase II. Gene Ontology annotation, cellular component: mediator complex. Lineage: Eukaryota; Metazoa; Arthropoda; Insecta; Diptera; Culicidae.